AUGGCUGCAGAAGAGGAGACACAAAAACGUAUGGUCGAUCGGGUGAUUCUAUGUUACUUUGAUGUCAAUACAAGAGAUAUGGAGACAAAUGUGCAACGAAUACGCGAAGAAUUUCGAUCAAAUAUUCAUACUUUUCAUGAGUUUAACGAUUGGGAUGUCUGUAUCGAUUUUAUAACAGAUGCAAACGAAACUGAUAUCGUUUGUUUAUACACGAAAGAUGAAUAUUUGAGUGAUGAUCUUCUAUCAGUACUCAAUUCAAUUUAUCAACUUAAAUCGAUCUAUACAGUGUAUUAUGGUAUUCCAAGCCGUUACACUAACCAUCGUAAAGUGAUACCGAUUCAGUACGAUAGUGUACAGCAAUUGGCUCACAUUAAACAAAACCUCCGACAAAAAGCCAAUCAAAUGAUCAGCUUUCAAACUUUUCGUCUGAGCAAUGAUCGUAUGGAAGAUAUAUCUAAAUUAAAUCGUCUUGAUGCAUCUUUUAUGUAUUCCCAAUUGAUUAAAGAGAUGCUUAUUGAUACUGAACUAGAUUACGACGAUGAUUAUAUAGAAAUGUUUAUCGAAGCAUGUCGUACGGAAAACAGUGGUAAUACAACUCAAUUGGGAAAUAUAACACAAUUCAAAAAUACUUACAAACAACAUUCAGCACUUUGGUGGUACACAAAAGAGUCAUUUCUUUAUUCAGCUGUGAAUAGAGCCUUGCGUACGCAAGAUGUAACUAUGUUAUUUAUGAUGGGAUUUUUCAUUCAUGAUCUUCAUCAAGGCUUAGUUGAAUUACAAAAAAUCAAUAAAGAAAAGCAGUCGUUCUCAACACUCUAUCGUGGUCAAGGCCUGGCAGUUCAUGAUUUACAACGCCUACAACAGCAUAGUGCACGAGAUGAUCCAUUACACAUUGGUGUCCUUUUUCGAAUUCAGCUACAUCCGAUUAUUGCAGAAAAGCAUGGUUCUACAUCACCAUUUGCUCCCUUGAAAGAUGUUAGUUAUUAUCCACAUGAAGAUGAAAUACUUUUUUCGAUGCAUACAGUUUUUCGAAUUAAGAAUGCAGUUGAAAUCGAAGAAAAUCUUUGGCUAUUCGAUCUAGAUCUUACCAAUGAUCAAGAUGAACAACUCAAUGUUCUUCUCGACCAAUUAAGUUCCGAGAUCUAUGUAACAGAGGUAUUCAAUGUCGACAAAGUCGGAAAACUGUCUUUGUUGAUGGGCGAUUAUGAUGGAGCGCUAGAUGUCUAUAAUACCUUGCUAAAUAUGUUUCCCGACAAUUUAGUUCUUAGUUCGUAUGUUCAUCAUCAUCUCGGCUUAGUCUAUCAACAAAUGCACCGAUUGGACGAAGCGAUUCAUCAUUACUUAAAAGCGAUUGACAUUCGUCGCUCAUUUGGGAAUGACGAAAAUAAUGAUCGUUAUUCAAUGGUGACUUAUGCAAAUCUUACUGAUAUCUACAAGGAGAAAGGUGACUUGGAUCAAGCUCGAGCAAACUGUGAACGUGCACUGGCGUUAUUCGCGCAAAAGAAAAAUAAUGAAGAAUCUGAUCCAAUUAUGUAUUGUUACCAUUUGUCCAAUUUGGCACUUGUUCAACAUGCUGAAAAUAAUGUGGAUGACGCUUUAAAAAACUAUAAAAAAGUCAUCGAACUACGUCUGAAACAUCUACCUUCAAACCAUCCUGACUUAUGCUUAGCUUAUAGUAAUUUAGCAGUAGUUUGCGGAUCGAAGAAAGAUUAUUCUUUAGCUGUCGAGUAUCUUCAACAAGCAUUGGAAGUCGCUGAACGAUCGCUACCAGAUAAACAUGAUACAUUAGCUGUAACCCAUUACAAUAUCGGUGUAAUGAAUGAGAAUUGGAAGAAAUACGAUGAAGCUUUGAAACAUUUCCAGAAAGCUGUGGAAAUUGCACGAGCCUUACCUUCAUUCGACAGCGAGAAACUCGCGAGCUGGAUCCAAGCCAUGGAUGAAGUACGCGAAAAUUUGACUAGUUUUCACGAGUAG
This is a messenger RNA of Adineta ricciae, 1974 nucleotides long. Lineage: Eukaryota; Metazoa; Rotifera; Eurotatoria; Adinetida; Adinetidae. The record is from the annotation of a GenBank genome assembly.